CCGCUGGCCCCUGCUCUGCUCGACGGUCUUCUCUGUGCCCUCUGCUUUGCGCAGCAGCUCGACUUCAACUUUCACGCUUGAACGAACAUCAUGGCUCCCGUGGCUGCAGGCGCGCCUGCGUCGAACCGUCGCAAGAACCUGGCCGGCCCGUCUGGUUGGGCUGGUCUACUCGCUAAUGCUCGCGUAUUCGCGAUCGCAGUGUUUGCAUCGCUGGGUGGUUUGCUGUAUGGCUACAACCAGGGCGUGUUCUCAGGCGUUCUUGGCAUGUCCUCGUUCGACUCGCGGAUGCACUCCGCGGUCGACGACCCUGGAACCAAGGGCUGGCUCGUCUCCAUUCUCGAGCUCGGUGCAUGGCUCGGUGUGCUCUUCACGGGAUACUUAGCGGAUAAGUUGUCUCGCAAGUACACUAUCGUACUGGCGGUUAUUGUGUUCUGCAUCGGCGUCGUCGUACAGACAGCUGCGUUCGCGCCGUCCUCGAUCUUUGGAGGCCGUUUUAUCACCGGUCUGGGCGUCGGAUCCCUCAGUAUGGCGGUCCCAUUGUACAACGCGGAGCUCGCGCCGCCGGAGGUGCGCGGCAGUCUGGUCGCGCUCCAGCAGCUCGCGAUCACGUUUGGCAUCAUGGUGUCGUUCUGGAUCGACUUUGGCACAAACUACAUUGGGGGGACGGGCGCGGGGCAGAGCGAGGCGUCAUGGCGCGUCGCGCUCGCGCUGCAGCUUGUGCCCGCGAUCAUCCUUGGUGUCGGCAUUUUGGCUAUGCCGUUCUCCCCCAGGUGGCUCGUGAACAACGGGCGCGAUGAUGAGGCGUUGCAGGUGCUCAGCCGUGCGCGUCGUCUUCCUCCGGAUUCGGAUCUCGUGCAGAUCGAGUUUUUGGAAAUCAAGGCCCAGUACAUCUUCGAGAAGGAGACGUCUGCGAUUAAGUUCCCGGACCUGCAGGACGGCGGCUGGAAGUCGAACUUCAAGCUCGGCGUUUACGACUACAUGAGCCUGCUUCAAUACCGACCAUUGUUGUACCGCGUGGCCGUUGGCUCCUUGACCAUGUUCUUCCAACAAUGGACGGGUGUCAACGCUAUCCUCUACUACGCGCCGUCUAUCUUCACCGACCUCGGUUUGACUGGUAGCACGAACUCACUCCUCGCCACGGGUGUUGUCGGCAUUGUCAUGUUCCUCGCCACGAUCCCCGCCGUUAUCUGGGUCGACAAGGUCGGCCGCAAGCCGGUGCUCAUCUCCGGGGCGUUCAUCAUGGCUGGCUGCCACAUCAUCGUCGCGAUCCUUACCGGGCUGUUCCACAACUCCUGGGACUCGCAUGUCGCCGCAGGAUGGGUCGCGUGUGUCUUCGUCUGGAUCUUCGCGAUGGCGUUCGGAUACUCGUGGGGUCCUUGCUCGUGGAUCCUGGUUGCGGAGAUCUGGCCGCUGUCCGUCCGCGGCAAGGGUGUGUCCAUCGCCGCGUCGUCUAACUGGAUGAACAACUUCAUUGUCGGUCAAGUCACGCCUACCAUGCUCGCCCACAUCGGCUUCGGCACCUUCGUCUUCUUCGGAGCGUUCUCGUUCCUCGGCGGUCUCUUCAUCUGGUGGUUCGUCCCCGAAACGAAGGGCCUCACGCUCGAGGAGAUGGACGAGAUCUUCGGGUCCGCGGGCAUGGCCGCAGGCGAGCAGGAGCGCAUCCUCGCGAUCGAGAAGCGCAUCGGGCUCGACGCGUACAACGACCCUGACCGCGCGAGCCCCCACCCCUCGGAUGUCCACAAGCACGACUCUAUGGAGAAGGCAUACUCGGAGAAGGCGUAAUGGGUUAUCGAGGGAGAAAAUGGGGAGAGACACCGCCAGUGUAGGCGCAUGCUGUCUUGCUAUCUGCUCUCAUAUCUGCACACGUUGAGGUGUACCUUCUAGCCUGGUUGUUCGAGUCUUGUUUGUAUUUGUACCUAGAUGAUCAUUCACGCAUCUUAUGUUCACG
This is a messenger RNA of Trametes versicolor FP-101664 SS1, 1948 nucleotides long. RefSeq names its product general substrate transporter. NCBI's taxonomy places the organism in Eukaryota, Fungi, Basidiomycota, Agaricomycetes, Polyporales, Polyporaceae. The record is from RefSeq and is a predicted model, not a curated record. Gene Ontology annotation, cellular component: membrane. Gene Ontology annotation, molecular function: carbohydrate:proton symporter activity. The coding region runs from base 91 to 1782 and encodes 563 amino acids. Gene Ontology annotation, biological process: carbohydrate transport; transmembrane transport. The transcript has 13 exons.